ACGGGCCCCCGCCGGGAGCGGCGUUUUGCGGGUGGGCUUCGGCUUCUUAGCUGUUUGGUAUCUGCUGUGGUCCGGCGGAACUAGGGGCCUCCGUGGCCGGGUUCUUCCACUUGCCUUUUCCGGAACGAAGUGGGGGAGUCUUUUUUCCAGCUCUACCGGAUCUGAUGUCCAUCCAUAAUCUUUUCAUCCCGCCCAAUUCUAUAAUAAUCUUGUUAAGGAUGACUGUUUCUUAGAAUCUUUGAACGCAAACUCUUGCCAGCAGAGCGCUGAUGCUGGCGAUACAAAGAUGGGCAUGACUAGACCUCGGGGCUCCAUUCUGGCUGGUCAGAGGGCUAAAAAGCUGCACGAUUGGCUUUAGUCCUAAACCAUUUGUAGCUAUGGACUUGCCAGAUGAAAGCCAGUGGGAUGAAACCACUUGCAACUUGGCUGUUUGUCCGCAUCCACAAUGCUGGGCAACUAUCCGCCGCAUUGAGAGAGGCCACCCUCGAAUCCUGGGCGCCCCCUGCAAAACUCUUCUGGAUGUUGAAGACAAACUCCCUGUGGUCACCAUUGUAAACGUCUUAGAUUCCUUCUUCCAGGCCAAGAGACUUGCUCAUUGUCCUUCCUCAGGAUUUACUUUCACCGAGGCUCGCUCUUUAUUGUCUCGAGGCUCAAGGUUUGACUCCAAAUUGCGAGGCAGGCCUCGGAAGGCUUUACCUGGCAAAGAUUUAAUUGAUGAUACUAGUAGAUCUCUUGAAAGAAGUCACGGAUUAAAUAAGCUUUCAGUGCUGAAUUUGAAUAAGAUAAAACUUCCCUGCCCUCAAGAUGUUAGAAACAUGGUUGUAAUCUGGGUCCCGGAAGAACCAGAGAAGCAUGUAACUCUAGCUGAGAAGAAGCAUACUGUUCCCAGCCUGGAUGGGGAGAAGAAAGGAAAGAAAUCUACAGUGAAAGACCAGUCAUCUCCGGUUCACUCUGGAAAGCAGAGCACAGAAAGGCAGCUGGGGCCUCCGGGGAUAAGUGUGCCUCCCUCCUCCCCCGCACACUUGUUUGAGCAACUCAAUUCAGAAUUCACACCUUUCUGGAACCAACUCGACAUGUUACCUCAGGAGCUCUUGAAGCACCUUUUGCCAGAAGAGAAAACUGUGCCUUGUCCAGAGAUGAAGACUCAAUUGGCCAUGAUGAGAAAGAAGGGUCCUUUGAAAAAGAGCCGACCUGACAGUGCCAUUUCUGCUAGGAUGUUUUUAUCUGUACACCGCCUCACCCUACAAAGACCAGCAUUGAGAUAUCCUGGGCGUUUUAAGAGACUAUACUAUAACCUGAAUACAGAAGGUCACAGGAAGCAGCAGCAGUGGCAGCAACAGAGGAAGGUGAAGACACCUCCUAAGAAACAGGAGGCUAAAAAGAAAUCCACGAAUGAUCCAUGGAGGCAGAACGCUUCACAUAAACCUUCGGGUGCCAUGAUUUAUGACCCACGCUAUGGUCGCAGAACUCUACCAGGUCAGGAAAGUGACAAAAAGCAGCAGCAGCAGAUGAAGAGAGAAGGUCCCACUUUGAAACGGGGUUCCACAGAAAGACAAAAGAUGGACCAGUCUGCAAACCCCCUGGAGUCCUUCCCCAGUAAGGAGAAUCCUGAAUUAUCCAAGACAGAACUCACUAAUCAGCACAUCAGUACUCAGAUGGAGGUUGUGCUGGAAGCCCAAGAGAGGACCCCAGAGGACCUUUCAGCCAGUACGUCUGGAAGAAGCUGGAACCCUGAGCUCAAACUACUGAGGAUUCUUCAGGGCACUGAUGAUGAGGACGAGGACGACCAAUGUUCUGGGGCACAGAGCGAGCAGUCUCUGGAGGGAUAGGCAGAAGGCAUCGCCGGGGCAGCCUUAUUCCGGAGCAGGAUGCCUGCACUCCUGGGGACGACAACUUUGGACAUAAGGGCAGAAAGGAGAGGGGAACUUCUGCUCCUUGAAGCCUUUACCAGGUUCUGACCUUGCGGAUUCUGUUCACUUCUACUUGCCUCUAAAAUAAGUCAGAAGAGAAAGCCCCACCCCUUUUAAACUUACAUUGUUUCUCUUCCAUUAGGGUCAGAAUAAUUUUAGUGAUUA
This is a messenger RNA of Equus quagga, 2075 nucleotides long. RefSeq names its product chromosome 1 C9orf43 homolog (gene C1H9orf43). Lineage: Eukaryota; Metazoa; Chordata; Mammalia; Perissodactyla; Equidae. The record is from RefSeq and is a predicted model, not a curated record. The transcript is spliced from 14 exons. Bases 378 to 1829 code for a protein of 483 amino acids.